UUGGGACUUUCUUCUCUCUGUUUCUUAGUUUCUUCCUCCCUAAGCCAAUAGAGCUUUUUUUUUCCUUCCCUUUUUUAAGCAACAAUGAACACAGAGAAAACCGCGAAUUCGAUAAUGUCUGCAAGAAAAUGAGUGUAAAGGCAGAGGCUUUGAAGACAUUUGGGCCCCAUUUUCCAUCACACCUCUCCUCUCUCUCACUGUCCUUUUCUUCUUCUUCUUCUUUCCUUUGCCUCCAUCAGUUUCCUGCGAUAAGAGAAAAAAAAAAAAGAAAUUUCCUCUGAUUUCUCGGCUUCUAGUGUUCUUGAAUCCUUUGUAUUCUUGGGUCAUUCGAUUCUUCUGGUUUUUCUGGUGUUGCGAUGAUUAUUGGCAUGGGAGGUGGCUCAGCACUGGAGGUGAGGCCGCCGGAAAGCGAGGUCGAGCUUGAACUGGGGCUCAGCCUCGGCGGCGGCGCAUCCGGGAAGACCGGAAAGCCAUACGGCGGCGCGUGGCUGGAGCGUGGGAGGAUCCUGACGGCUAAGGACUUCCCCUCCGUCGGGACUAAACGAGCUGCGGACUUUGCUUCUCACGAAGGCGCGUCUCCUCCUCGUUCCAGUCAGGUGGUGGGGUGGCCUCCGAUUGGAUCACACAGGAUGAACAGCUUGGUCAAAGACCAGUCUACGAAGCCCCCGAAAGCCGAAGAAGACGGGAAAACACUCGCUUCAGGUGAGAACGAUGAAUCGAAAUACCUUACGAAGAAGGUGAAUGGAAAGACACGAGUUGGGUUUGUGAAGGUGAACAUGGAUGGAGUUGCCAUUGGAAGAAAAGUGGAUAUGAAUGCUCACUCGUCUUACGAGAACUUGGCCAAAACGCUCGAGGACAUGUUCUUCUGUCAAUGCCGGGCAAUUGGGUCGACGGGUUCUUGCCAGGAGAAGGAUAAGGGAAAGGCACUGAAGCUUCUGGAUGGAUCAUCAGAAUCUGUACUCACUUACAAAGACAAGGAAGGUGAUUGGAUGCUUGUUGGAGAUGUUCCAUGGAUGAUGUUCGUCAGUUCUGUGAAGAGGCUAAGAAUCAUGAGAGCCUCUGAAGCUAAUGGACAACUCGCUCUCAGACAUGAUCAAGAACAGAAUGAGAGACGAAGAAACAAGCCCGUCUAGUGUUUUUCGAGUUUUUUUUUUCCCCGGAAGUCUGAUUACCCUUUUGAAGAAGCAGAAGUUAGAUUUCAUUCAUCCGUUUUAACCCGCUUUUGAUUUAUGCUUUUUCCAGUUUUCUUUAGGCCAUUUUCGAUCGGGUUUUCCUUUGUUUCUCAUCUGGAUCAGGUUUUUACUAUACACGAUUGUUUCCAGACGAAUGCUCUGUUUUCUUUUUCCCAUACUGUAAAUAUAUUCGGACAUCUUCAAGAGUUUUGUCUGA
This is a messenger RNA of Tarenaya hassleriana, 1389 nucleotides long. RefSeq names its product auxin-responsive protein IAA13-like. The record is from RefSeq and is a predicted model, not a curated record. The transcript has 5 exons. The coding region runs from base 357 to 1133 and encodes 258 amino acids. Gene Ontology annotation, molecular function: protein binding. Gene Ontology annotation, biological process: regulation of DNA-templated transcription. Gene Ontology annotation, cellular component: nucleus. NCBI's taxonomy places the organism in Eukaryota, Viridiplantae, Streptophyta, Magnoliopsida, Brassicales, Cleomaceae.